Molecule: messenger RNA, 873 nt
Organism: Aspergillus sclerotioniger CBS 115572
Lineage: Eukaryota; Fungi; Ascomycota; Eurotiomycetes; Eurotiales; Aspergillaceae
Product: GNAT family N-acetyltransferase
Exons: 1
Coding region: 134-823 (229 amino acids)
Molecular function (GO): acyltransferase activity, transferring groups other than amino-acyl groups
Source: RefSeq, a predicted model, not a curated record
CAUGUAUACUUCCUCCAUCUUAUCAAGGCCACUUUCAUCCGCUCAGUACUUAACCCCCCAUCCCCUCCUCCACAAACUCUCACCACCUCCCUCUCUUCCUUCCUCCUCCCUCCCAAACCAACCAAACACCAAAAUGUCCCCCCCGGCUCCAACAUUCACAACCACCCUAAUCCCACCCCCAGGGAAAUCCACCCCCCUCAACCUCCCCAUUUUCCCCACCCCAACAACACCCACCAGUUCAGGUGUUCCCCUAACCGACGCCCUCAUAAUCCGCUCCCUGGUCUUCAUAAACGAGCAAAACUGCACCCCGGAGGGCGAAAUCGACAACGACGAUGCUCGCAGCUGGCAAUGGGUCAUCUACCACGAGCCCCAACCCUCCGCCACCACCCCAGUCUCACCAACGGAAAGCAAGAUACCCGUGGCGGUGAUCCGUCUCGUUCCACCCCCGCACGAACCGCAUGAGGCCCUCACGCAUCCUGAGUCAGCGGGAUCGCUGCCAAAAUGGGAUACGGAGCAUGAGCCGUACGUGAAACUCACCCGGGUGGCGGUGUUGAAGGAGUGGAGGGGGUAUGGGCUGGGACGGACACUGGUGGAGGAGGCGUUGGAAUGGGCGAGGGGGCAUGCGGAGGAGAUUGAGAGGGCGUAUGCGGAGGUUGCUGGGGAGAAGGAGAAGGAGUGGAAGGGGUUGGUGUUGGUUCAUGCGCAGACGCAGGUGGAGAGGAUGUAUGCGCGGAUGGGGUUUGAGACGGAUGAGGGGUUGGGAAGGUGGGAUGAGGAGGGAAUUGAGCAUGUGGGGAUGUGGAGGAGGGUUCAGUUAUCUUAGUCUGGUGGUUCAAUGUAUGGGUAGAUGGUAAAGGAUAGACUACGAAGUAC